Molecule: messenger RNA, 1668 nt
Organism: Phaeodactylum tricornutum CCAP 1055/1
Lineage: Eukaryota; Bacillariophyta; Bacillariophyceae; Surirellales; Neidiaceae
Exons: 3
Coding region: 1-1668 (555 amino acids)
Biological process (GO): transmembrane transport
Cellular component (GO): membrane
Molecular function (GO): transmembrane transporter activity
Source: RefSeq, a predicted model, not a curated record
AUGGAAAAGCCAAUGAUUCCGCAAUUUGCUCUCCCGCUCAAGCCUUGCUGGAACUUUUUCUGGCAGACUUUCUGGCCUGGGAUGGGUUUGUUCGGUGAGUCCUAUUUACUCUUCAGCAUCGGAACGUUGCAGCCUUUUUGGAACAUUGUGUACCCGGAAUGCUUCACCAGCAGCAGCGACGACGACGAGACCGACGGCGCGAGUGUCUGUCGACCGCGGCUGCGGCAAUCCUUAACGUACUCUAUCGUCCUCGGUGUGAUCUCGGGUAUGCUAGUGAUUGGCUAUGCCGCUAAUGUUAUAGGACGUCGGAAAGGUUCCAUUCUCACGGCAUCUCUCAUGAGCGGCGCCUCCAUUGCGUUGACGCUUCUUUCUUACACGGCACUCUCGUCGCCAAACUUGUUUCGAUGCAUGAGCUGCGUGCUGUUUGUUUUUGGGGUUGGCGUCGGUGGCGAGUAUCCCCUGUCCGCCUCCUCGGCUUCGGAAAAGGCCAUGGAUUCCUCCAUCAAGUCCCCUCUGCCAACGUCCUCUCCCAACCGUGGACGGCAGGUCCAACUCGUGUUUACCAUGCAGGGGGUGGGGAUCUUUUGCAACUCACUUAUAAUCACUAUACUUAUCAUCGUCUUUGGCCAAACGGGUGACGCUAUCCGCGACACAAAUAACUAUGACGAUGAUGUUGGCAUCUCCUACAGCUACAAUCACAAUGCACUCCUCCGCAUUUGGCGGUGGACAUACACCCUUGGUGCUGUCGUGCUUACUUGUGUAUGGCUGUCCCGAAUACGGUUCCUCCCCGAAUCGACCGUCUGGAAACAAGACAAGGAUGACCUUGAAGAAUUGGCUCGCGACGCUCUUCGACAGCACCACCAGCAGCAGAUGGUAAGCACUAUCACCGGAUACACGACUUCGACCGCCCUUUUUCUGCGCAACUAUGGCGUCCGCCUGCUUGGAGCAAGUUUGUCUUGGAUGCUUUGGGAUAUUGCCUUUUACGGAAACAAACUCUUUCAGAGCUCAUUUUUGAUCGCUCUGACAGGACCCGACACAACUUUGCUAGAGUUUGCAUUGGCGGCCACCUUAAACGCGGCUGUGGCCUUGCUCGGGUACUUUGGUGCCGCGAUUUUGUUGGAUGUGGUUGGACGAAGGAAACUUCAGCAGUUCGGAUUCUUACUCACAGGAACUUUGUUUGUGGCCUGUGGAUUCUUGUACGAACAGCUAUCGUCCACCAUGUUGAUUGCGUUGUACUUGGGAUCUUCAUUUUUCGGACAGCUUGGUCCGAACGCCACAACAUUUUUGAUACCGGCCGAAAUUUUCCCGACGUCACAACGCACCAUGUGUCACGGAAUUGCCGCCGCUUCAGGAAAAUGCGGCGCCCUGCUUGCAGCCGUUCUCUUUCACUACGUCGGCGACGUUGAUAUGUUCCUCUUGAGCGGCUACGCUUCAUUUGUUGCAUGUGUCGUGACCUAUUGGACCAUUCCGGACACGGCUGGAUUGGAUUUGUACGAAAUUGAUCGGAAAUGGCGCAUGAUCUUGAAUGGGCGCAAGGGCGAAUAUGAAGGCCCAGCCAAUCACCCUGAGUUUCUCAGCUUGCACGAAUUGCACAAUCACAGCAUGCGGCAUCGCCAAAGGCAAUCUAGUGCGUAUGAUGGGACUGUGGUACUCGAAGGGCUGGAUUGA